AUGAGUGAUGGGAAGCUAUUCACAAAGUCCAAGAGUGCAGAACUCAAGGCAGAGAUAGAGCAGGCGUUCAAGAAGUUGAAAGCCGCCAACAGAAUCAGGAUCAUACUACGCAAAUUGCUCGCCAAUAUCAUUUUAAACAACAAUGAAAUGGUCAACAUGAUGCCCGACAUCAUCCAAUUGAUGAAAAUGGACGACUUGGAAAUACGGAAACUUUGUUGUGAAUAUAUAGCGACGUAUGGACAGUACAGCAGAGACUCCAUUGCAGCUAUUCCUUUCUUCAACCGAUUUAAAGAAGACUCGACGCCCGUUCUAAGAGCCUUGGCGAUUAAAACCGUGUCCAGCAUCAACACGCCCGAGUUUAACCAAUUAAGUGCGGAAGCGUUGCCGAUCUUGAUUUGCGACAAGGACCCUCAUGUGCGACAAGCAGCUGCAUUUUCCAUAGCAAGACUAUAUCAACAUGACCCAGCAAGAGUCGAGGGGGGCUCGCUUGUUGACCAGUUGAACGGCAUGCUAAAUGACGAUAGCAUAAUGGUUGUCGCGAGUGCAUUAGCUGCAUUGAGCAGUAUAACAGAACGGAGCAAGAGUUUGAGUUUAAAACUAGACAAGGCCCAUGCCAUGAACAUCAUCAACUUGCUGAAACUUUCCAACGAAUGGCAGCACAUAUACAUGCUAGACGCGCUAAUGGCAUAUGUCCCACAGGACGACAAGGAGGCGCUCGAGUUGAUAGAAGCAGCGCUUCCGUCGUUACAACACGAAAACUCAGCCGUGGUGUUGAACACAAUCAAGAUUAUCAUCUACUACAGCAACUAUACUCCUCACCCCGAACUUCAUUUACCAGUCUUGCCCAAAAGAAUUGGGUCAUCUUUAAACUCGCUUCUAGCCAAGCCCUCAGAGACGCAAUUCUUGGUGUUGCGAAAUGUAAUCCUCCUCCUCCUUGGCAAGAGGAAUCUAGUUCACUUUGAGAUUGAGAUGUUUUACUGCCGGUUCGACGACCCCAGGUACGUCAAGGACACCAAAUUGGAGAUUAUUUACUUACUCGCAAACGAAGAAAACAUCGACCUGGUGUUGAACGAAUUGGAAGAAUACGCCACCGAGGUGGACAUUUCCAUGUCACGCAAGGCAAUUCGCGCUUUUGGCAAUCUCGCGGUAAAGUUGGAACGUGGCGCAGAUCGGUGCGUUGAAGUCUUGUGCGACUUGAUAUCAACAGGCAUUUCCUACAUUGUGCAAGAAGCAGCAAUUGUCAUCAAAAAUGUCGUUCGCAAGUACCCGGGUAAGUUCAAUAAUGCAAUCACCGAGUUGAUAAAGUACCGGGAAGUAUUUGAAGAACCAGACGCCAAGGCGUCGCUCCUUUGGAUGGUGGGACAAUUCUGCGAAAACUUGGAAGACCCGGGGUUGAUCCUCGACGACUUGAUGACCAAUUACCAAGAAGAACCAAAUGAAGUGCAACUUGCUGUCUUGACAGCCGUCGCCAAGAACUAUCUCGUGCACCCUCAGGAAUGCGAAACGAGAUUGUUGCAAGUUUUGAAAUGGGCCACCGAGGAAACAGGUAACCCCGAUGUGCGCGAUCGAGGCUUUCUAUACUGGAGACUACUUUCUUCAGAAUACGCAAACGCAGGUGGGUUUCAAAAAGUUACAAAGGAGAUUUUGUUCAAUCGCGACCCAUCAAUCAUCUCAGAGAAUGAUAGUAUCAACCCGGCCUUCUUGCAAGAGUUGGAGCUCAACUUUGGAUCUUUGGCAUCGAUUUAUUUGAAGCCGGUUCAGAGCGUAUUCAGAAUGGCAAAGCCCAAGCAGCUUCACUGGGCGCCCUCUUUGCAUGUUGCCAAUAAAACCGGCUCGAGCAUUGAUUCAACUUCGCGACCAUCAAACAGCCAGAACUUGCACAACAGAGAAAGAAAAACGUCCUCGUCAGGAUCUCCCGCACGAACACAUUCACCAUCAGAUGCGGUAAAGCAAUAUAGCAUUCGCGCGCAGAGGAGUUCUCCUUUGCUGAACUCCAGCCCAAGAACACCACCACCACUACCACUGCCAGCAGCAGCAGCAGCAGAAAAUUUCACUCAAAAAUUAUCCAGAAAGAGUUCUUCAAUCACCGGCAAAAUCACCAGUAAGAUUUCGAAUUAG
Molecule: messenger RNA, 2118 nt
Organism: Lodderomyces beijingensis
Lineage: Eukaryota; Fungi; Ascomycota; Pichiomycetes; Serinales; Debaryomycetaceae
Source: the annotation of a GenBank genome assembly